AUGCCCAUUGCGCUUCGAAGCAUGUCAUCAAGACUGGAAGACACGUCCGCCAUCUUGGGCGAGUAUAUGCUCAAGGGGUGGACCCUCACGGACCUGCACUGCGACCAGUGCAGGGCGACUCCUCUCAUGCGCGAACCAGCUGCUCUAGCACGCAACGAGGGCCGUACCCCCAUCCAGUUCUGCGCUCUCUGUGACGGUGGACCCGAAGGCCGGGCGAACAGCGCAGCUUCGUCGUCGUACACCACUGCCGCCUCGACCCCGAGCGAGGAGGUGGAGGUGGUGCAAGACUCGUCGUUGGCGUCCACUCCCGUACGCCAGGCGAUUGGUCUUGAAGACGGCGACAUCGAAAUGCCUCCCACGCCUCCCUCGCCCUUGUCACCCCCAGGAAACCACACCGCGUCCGCCCGUGGAGAUCCCGACGCCGCGGCGGAUGCCAUUUCCCAGCUCCUCCUCAAGGGCUACUCCCUUCUCCAGACCGUCUGCCCCACACCAUCAUGUCGCGGUGUGCCCCUUGUUGGCAUGCCGCGCAACCGUGACGGCACGCGCAAUCCUGCUCGCGAGUGUGUGUCCUGUGGCAACCGUUGGGUCGACGAGCGCGAUCUCGCCCAGUCGGGCUUGCGCGUGCAGGAGCCUGCGCCCGUCCCGCAGCCCUCAACGUCAACGUCGGCCUCAGUUACUCCUACAGCCAUCUCCAUGACGUCAACGAUCAUGUCCCCACCGGCUUCAUGGGCGACGGCCGCGCCUGUUCAGGUUGCCGAGUCGGCGACCCCAGAGAGCCCGCGGUCGAGGGCUCGUCGUGAGCUCUAUGCUCAGGGCGCUUCUGUUAUGGCUGAGCGUCAGGCGGCCGCGGAGGCUCAGGCGGAGAAGGAGGCAAGCUUUGCUGCUGCUGCUGCCGCCGAGGCCGAGAAGCUCGUUGCUGCUGCCCACGCGGAGACGACCCGAUCCGCAGGAUACUCCCUCCCCAGCCAGCUGAGCCGUGAGGUGGCCGCACCUGCGCCAUUGCUGCCUGCUGACUCUACACCCUCGUCCUCCUCUCGCCCACCGUUCGUAUCUGCCGACCACCGCCCGGACCAGCCUGACGGCAAGCUCCGUGUUGUUGUCAUCACUACCGGUUCCGUUGCCAGCAUCAAACUCCCCAACAUUGUCGCCGAGUUGUGUGCCGACGGCAACGUUGAGGUUCAGGUCGUGGCGACCAAGUCGUCGCUUCACUUUUACGACAAGGCCGCGGUCGAGGCUGCCCACCCUGGCGUGAACGUGUGGACCGACGUGGACGAGUGGUCAGACUGGAAGAAGAUUGGUGACCCCAUUCUGCACAUUGAGCUCCGUCGCUGGGCCGACUUGGUCGUUAUUGCCCCCACCUCGGCCGACAUUCUCGCCAAGAUUGCAGGUGGACUGUGCGACAACCUCGCCCUGUCGCUUCUCCGUGCUCUCUCGCCCGAGACCCCCGUCAUCCUCUGCCCCGCCAUGAACACCCACAUGUAUGCGCACCCCAUGACUGAGCGUCACCUGAGCUUCAUCCGCCAGGUGCUCAAGUACUACAUCCUUGGACCCCAGGGUGCUGGAAUGCUUGCGUGCGGUGACGUGGGUGCUGGCAAGAUGACCGAGUGGAAGGACAUUGUGCAGGCUAUCCUGGGCUAUGCGGCUGUAUGGCGCAACCGCACCGACCACAACGACUCGUCCAUGCUGGACGCUCUUCUUUCAGGCUCGGUUCCGGCUCUUGCUACCCAGAACGAGAUCGAGUUCCAGCUUCCUCCCAUCGUCCAGACUCGCCCAACCAGGUCCCCUCAAGUCCAUGCCCGCCACCUGCCUUCGUACGAGACCAUCAACGUCGAGCCUCCCCGCCCGAAGAAAUCUGUUCGUGCUUCCCACUCUGCCGAGUCCCAGGUGGUCUCGCAGGCUCUUGCCGUCCCCCUCCAUCUCCUCCAGUACCUCCUUCUUCCGCUUCUCUGGGGCCUGCACCUCAUGUUCACCAUCUCGUCCAUCAUCCUUCGUGUCGUCCAGGCUCAGCCCGCAACUCCCGUGGAGCUCACCAAGGACGCUCCCAGCCACCUAGGCCUUAUCCUCGUUCCUGGCAAGGGCCCGCGCAAGGCCGUUGCUGAUCGCUAUGUGGAGAGCACCCGCCGCGCUAUCCAGUGGGCCGGCGAGUGGGGUGUCUCUACCAUUAGUGUGUGGGACGGCGAGGGUCUCGGAGUCCAGUACCAUGGUGCCGUGACUGCCAGCCUGCAUGACCUUCCUCCCUCGCCUCCUUCGUCGGCACCGUCGUCUCCUCCCGAGACGGUCGCCGACGAGGUCGUGCCCACCCUCGGCGACGAGACCGUCACCAAGUCGGUCUACGUCAACACCUCCUCGGGACCUCGUCGCGUCGAGGUCCACUUCCUGGCGCCUUCCGCCACGGACGCCAUCGCCCGUGUCGCGCGCAAGUACGCCCACGACAAUGUCGACCCGGCCUCCAUCAAGGAGAAGUCUCUCGACGAGGCGAUCAAGCGCGAGCUCGACCUCUCAAGCGACCCCGAGCUGAUCAUGAUCCACCACCUGUCCCCGCCGGGCUUCUGGCGCGGCCUCCUCCCUCGCCCGGCCCCCGAGCUGUGGGGAUUCCCCGCAUGGGCACUGCGUAUUACGGAGAUUUACACGCACCCGCCCACUCUCCCGCUCUACAUUCCCUUCAUUGGCAGCUUGCUGCACAACUCCCCCUUGCCCAUUCUCCGCAAGCUCGGCGCCCAGUUCCCGGACCAGGUGACGGCCGGCGUCCUGGACGCACAUGCGUGGGAGGGCGCGCAGGCUGCGUGGGAGAAGGUCGAGCAGCGCCGUGGCAAGUGA
This is a messenger RNA of Apiotrichum porosum, 2817 nucleotides long. RefSeq lists its product as uncharacterized. Lineage: Eukaryota; Fungi; Basidiomycota; Tremellomycetes; Trichosporonales; Trichosporonaceae. The record is from RefSeq and is a predicted model, not a curated record. Bases 1 to 2817 code for a protein of 938 amino acids. Gene Ontology annotation, biological process: coenzyme A biosynthetic process. Gene Ontology annotation, cellular component: phosphopantothenoylcysteine decarboxylase complex. The transcript is spliced from 3 exons. Gene Ontology annotation, molecular function: transferase activity, transferring alkyl or aryl (other than methyl) groups; FMN binding; phosphopantothenoylcysteine decarboxylase activity.